Dalotia coriaria is the source of this 938-nucleotide messenger RNA. RefSeq lists its product as uncharacterized. The record is from RefSeq and is a predicted model, not a curated record. Bases 182 to 751 code for a protein of 189 amino acids. The transcript has a single exon. Lineage: Eukaryota; Metazoa; Arthropoda; Insecta; Coleoptera; Staphylinidae.
GAUCUCUUUCGUCUCUUUUGUUUCCUACUAUUCUCUGCUGUUUCUUGCCAUGGGCGAGGUCAUUCACACAGUGUUUACAUUUCUAAUCGCCUAGAUUUAUCAAUCAAAGAUUUCAAGCUAAAUGUCGCGACUUUCAUAGUACCUCGCUAGUAAAAGAACUGGAAUCGAAAAUAACAACAAAAUGGCCCUCCCAGAGAAAGCCUUCCAGUAUUUCUCGUCAAUCAAUACGAUGGCGAAUCGACUCUGCAUCGACCUAAACGAAGCAACAAAACUAAACAAGAAUAUCCUCGAAAAUCUCCCUCUGGAUGAACAGCAACAGCUACUCCACGAUGCGAUCGUUACGCCUCAAGUGUUAAUGAAGUAUCCUCAGCAGCAAGAUGCAAAUGAGAGCCCUACAAAGUAUGCUGUCAAGAUGAUUGUUGAUGAUCACUACAGCUAUCGUGAUGAACACUCUGGACCCUUCUCAUUUCACACAGCCAGUCAAAGAGAGUUAAGCUGUGUGACAAGAAAAAAACAUGCUAAAAAGCCUGCACCCAAGUACAAGGCUCCAGCACCACCUGUGCCACCUGUAAAAGCUCUAAAAACUGUGAUUACUGCUGAAGUUGAUGAGAAUAAUGAAGAGGUUUUGAGAGCUGAGCAAAUUGAGGUGAGGGUGGACUUUGAUAGACAGCUGGUUGAGGAUAUUGAUGACAUUGAUGGUUUAUCCAGUUUGAUUCCAAAGACUGGACUAGAUUUACUUGAUAAUUGGUAAAUUAUUGGUGAUUCUGCUUUUGCAUUCAUGCAGCAAUCAGUUUUAUAGUGGUAUGAUUUAUUUAUUGUUUUUAUUUGAUGUUUACUGAAUUUAUAUGUCCAAAGAUGUUUAUACUAUAAAUGAAGCACAUUUGUAUUAGUAUAGGGUUUGUAGUAACAUAAUAUAUUUAUAAAAUAUGUAAAGAAAA